AUGGAAAAUUGGACGGAGGUGUCCGAAUUCAUUCUCCUAGGCUUAACAAAUGACCACACACAGCAACAGGUUCUCUUCACAGUUUUUCUACUGCUGUACCAGACUUGCUUGUUUGGAAAUGGAGCCAUCUUAGUAGUUACCUUUGUUGGACCACGAUUACACACCCCCAUGUAUUUUUUCCUAGGGCAUCUGUCAUUUUUGGAUAUAUGUUGUUCUACAGUAAUUGUGCCAAAAAUGUUGACUGGGUUCAUAACAGAGCAACAAACUAUUUCCUUUGUUGGCUGCCUCACUCAGCUGCAUUUCUUUCACUUCCUGGGCAGCAGUGAGGGCAUGCUUUUGGCUGUCAUGGCAUUUGACCGUUAUGUAGCCAUAUGUAAUCCUUUGCGUUAUACCAUUAUCAUGAAUAAAUUGACUUGUGUUAUGCUAGUUGGGGCCACCUGGGCCAUUGGUUUCUUUCAUGCCCUGAUGCAUACAGUGGUGACCUCCCAGGCAUGGUUUUGUGGUCCUAAUCUUAUCCAGCACUUUUUUUGUGACAUCAAACCUCUCCUCAUGUUGGCUUGCAGCAGCACAGUCCUAAACCUCACACUUCUUAAUGUUGUCACUAGUGGUAUUGCUCUGACCUCUUUUUUCCUUACUCUCUUGUCCUAUCUUUACAUUGUCACAUUCCUCUUUUUCAAAACCGGGUUGUGGCAGAACCGUUGGAAAGCUUUCUCCACCUGUGCUUCCCACCUGACAGUUGUGGCUCUUUUGUACAUCCCUGUUAUUUUUAAUUAUAUUCUUAGCUCUGCUGCUGAAUCUGCUGAAAGGGAGAUGAGCAUGACUCUGCUGUAUAGUGUCUGCACUCCAGUUUUAAAUCCUUUGAUUUACACUUUGAGAAAUCAAGAGGUCAAAUCUGCUCUAAGAAAAAUCCUAUGCAGAAAAUCUCCUUCUAGAGGAACAUAA
Protobothrops mucrosquamatus (brown spotted pit viper) is the source of this 942-nucleotide messenger RNA. RefSeq names its product olfactory receptor 12D2-like. The transcript has a single exon. Gene Ontology annotation, molecular function: G protein-coupled receptor activity; olfactory receptor activity. Gene Ontology annotation, biological process: G protein-coupled receptor signaling pathway. Gene Ontology annotation, cellular component: membrane. The record is from RefSeq and is a predicted model, not a curated record. Bases 1 to 942 code for a protein of 313 amino acids. Lineage: Eukaryota; Metazoa; Chordata; Lepidosauria; Squamata; Viperidae.